Molecule: messenger RNA, 290 nt
Organism: Vicugna pacos (alpaca)
Lineage: Eukaryota; Metazoa; Chordata; Mammalia; Artiodactyla; Camelidae
Source: RefSeq, a predicted model, not a curated record
UGCUGCCUGUUGGCUGACCCAGGGCUCUACGGCAAAGACCAGCGGGAGGCAGCGCUGGUGGACAUGGUGAACGAUGGCGUGGAGGACCUCCGCAGGCACUGCGGCCACCUCAUCCACCACAGCUGUGAAGAGGGCAAGGCCCAGUAUGUUCAGGAGCUGCCAAGGCACCUGAAGCCUUUUGAAACCCUGCUGUCCCAGAACCAGGGGUGCAAGGCCUUCAUCGUGGGCGACCAGGUGAGUGCUGGGUCUGACCCAUUAUAGGUCCAUUUCUCAGAAGGGCAAACUGAGAC